AUGUUGAGAUCCAGGAUUGUUUUUCAAUACGAAGCUGAGCUUGAUGCUUUCCUUGAGUUUCUCUUCUGGAGGUUCUCCAUUUGGGUUGAUAAACCUACUCCAGGAAAUGCUCUCAUGAAUCUAAAAAAUAGAGAUGAGCAUGUCAUGACUACAAGAGGAAAAAGUACAAGAAUCUUAGUGAGAGAGCCCUGGACAUAUUCGCCCCUACACAGUCAAAUUGACGUAUUUGCCCUUCUGGUUUGCUACUAGUACCAAGAUAAACUCCAAAUGAUUCACCCGAGAUGGAAAACUAGUGCAAAGUCUCUUAUAAGGCUAUUCUUGAUCGUAUACGUGAGGAGAUAAAGGAUGUGCUUAGGGUGGAACGUGAAGAAAUUAAGCCAUAAAAACAAGAAAUUUUCAAGAUUUAUAACGACAUUCACACUUAAUUCACUAGAGGAAGUAACCUACCCAACUAAUUAAACUUUCACAUUUGAUUUUCUAAUUUGGUUUCGAUACUUUGAAAUCGAUUUACACUUUGACUCUCGA
Messenger RNA from Lactuca virosa, 525 nucleotides. Lineage: Eukaryota; Viridiplantae; Streptophyta; Magnoliopsida; Asterales; Asteraceae. The record is from the annotation of a GenBank genome assembly.